UUCAAAACAAACUGUUAUCACGGUUCAUUCCAUAAAAAAUGCAUAGUUUGAAAGAAAUUGAUUUUUUUGGUGUAGGUAUGCUUUUUUUUCUUAAAUUGCUAACUUCCAAAAUCGUCUUCUUUACAAGUUUAUACAUGUAUACCGACCAAAAAUAUGAAGCUAAACACUUUUUUCUUCAAAACAAACAAUUUGUAGUAUUUUGUACCGUAGGUACACAUUAUACGCAAAACAUUCAGUUAAGUAUUAAAUAUUAAUAAUAUUAUCUUUUACUAUUGCAAUUUAUUGUAUACAAUAUUUUCCCUCCAAUUUAUGCUAAUAUACACAAUUAUAUUUUUUAACUAUACCCAUUAAUGUACCUAUAUUUAUUUGUUGUUUUUUGAUUUUUUUGAGCCAUCUGCUUGUACGUGUUACACCGGCGUUUUGUAUUGGUCAUCUGUGUGUCAGUUAAGUGUCACUGGUUACCUAUCUGGUAUUUGAAUAGUUUUUUCAAGUUAAAAAUAUAUGACUUCAAAGAGCAUCAUCAAGCUUUCGUGCAUCAUAAAUUUUUUUGAUGACAAAAAAAUAUUUUCGAAGGAAGAAAAUUCAUUUGAAUGUGGUUAUGUCAUGAGCUUCAAUUAUAUACCUGAUAUUGGUAUAAUUAGUGGUCAAGUGCAUGCUAGUAUGAAAAAUAAAUUGUACGAUAUUAAGAUAUUCUUCAAAGACAAGAAUAUUGAUCAUGCCAGUUGCACAUGUUCAACAGGUUUGACAAAAUGUCAUCAUAUGGUUUCACUUCUUUUACAUGGGCAUACAAAUAUAUCAGUGACUGAUAGGUACAGCCUGCAGCUGGUCAAAAAAAUGUGCGAAAGAAAAUGAAGAACAAUACUCAAGCAUACUAAUAACAACCAUCUAAAAAACCAAAUUCAAAUUGAAUGAACUUGAACUAGUCCAUUAAAUCUUGAACUUGCUAGUUUUUAAAAAUAUUUUACUGUCAUUAUUGUAAUCUUCUGAAAACAACAUUUAUUUUGGCUGAGUAAGAGCGGGCAGUAUGCUGAACACAUCCUUCACCAAGCACUUUUUUCAGUUCUCGCAUUGCAACACAUGAUUGCCUAACUGGGUGACUGGAGUUUUCUUAGAGAUGAAGUUUUAUCACCAGGAAAAAUGAUUAAUCCAACAUUUAAUGGACUGAUAUGAAGUUGGAUUUAAAAUAACUUACAUUUUUCUCUCUGUUAAUUUACUUUUAAAGUAAAUGAAACCUAAAUUAUCUUUAACGACUUCCUCAUUACGAUGGACACCAGCAAUUAAAGUGUAUGAACUGGGCCGAUCACCAACAGGCCAAAAUUGUAUAUUCUCUUUAGAAAGUAGGACAUAACUGUAAUCUAGAUUGACUCGCUUCAUUCUUUAUUAAAUUAUUAAAUUUAAAACUAAAUUAUAAUUUUUAAUUAAAACGAUUAUUUCGGGUAUUAUCCUAUAUUUUCUUUUCUACGUUGGUAUCACUGCCUACUGAUUCGAGAUAUAAAUUUCUUAUCAUUUUUCUGACAACUUCCCUACUCCGAGACACGUAGAGAUUCUGAGAUUAUAUUAUAAGAUUAUAUCUUAGUCCGUGCAAUAUAUUAUCUUUAAUCGGGAUUGUCAAUAAUAUUUUCAUCGUUUUUCAUCUGCGAGUUGUUAAUAUUGUUAUAGUGAACUCCGGCGAUUCAUCGUUUUAUGGGUACUUAAUCUUAAAUUACUCAAGUGAUCAUUUCGAGUUUUCGUUAACUAACGGGUAGAACAAGUACUCGACUGUACGUUUGAAGCGGACGCCGUCGGGCACCGAAGGAAUGUACCAACUACCCAGCCUGGCGAAAAUGGCGUACUACGCGUGCAACAACAUCGAACGUGGCAAGUUUGACUUGCUGAACACACCGGAUAUCGAUAUGCAAAAUUGUUGCGAAUCCCUGUUCGAAUUAUUCAAAGUCGACAAAAACCAAGACGAGCGCAACGAUAGGCAGACAAUGUUCAGUCGGUCUCGGUUCGACAUCAAUGACGAUAUGUUUAAACACAUAUGCGAGAAAGCAGCGUUCAACGAGCACAUCGAUUGCUUGAUACUAGCACACGAGAUUGGCGUCCCUUGGGACACCGUGCCUGGAUGGACCGGUUUCAGAGGUAAGGCGUGUGAUCUGGCGGCGAAAACGGGCAAUCUAGAAUGUCUAAGGUACGCCUUUGAGAACGGGUGUCCCUGGGACGAGGAUACGUGUAGCAGCGCAGCGUCUAACGGUCACCUGGAGUGCCUCACUUACGCACGGGAAAACGGGUGUCCCUGGAACGAGGAUACGUGCGACAACGCCACGAGGGCUGGUCACGUGGAGUGCCUGAAAUACGCAUGGGUAAACGGGUGCCCUUGGGACGAGAAUACGUGCGAUGAAGCAGCGUGUAAUGGUCACCUGGAGUGCCUGAAAUACGCACGGGAAAACGGGUGCCCCUGGGACGAGGCUACGUGUAGCAACGCCGCGUUGAAUGGUCACCUGGUGUGCCUGGCUUACGCACGGGAAAACGGGUGCCCCUGGGACGAGGCUACGUGUAGCUACGCCGCGUUGAACGGUCACCUGGUGUGCCUGGCUUACGCACGAGAAAACCAAUGCCCGUGGGACGAGUAUACGUGCAACGACGCCGCAGAAAAUGGUCACCUGGAGUGCCUGAAGUACGCACGGGAAAACGGGUGCCCGUGGAAUGAGGGCACGUGCAGAAGUGCAGCAUAUAACGGUCACCUGGAGUGCCUGAAGUACGCACGGGAAAACGGGUGCCCGUGGAAUGAGGGCACGUGCAGAAGUGCAGCAUAUAACGGUCAUCUGGAGUGCCUGAAGUACGCACGGGAAAACGGGUGCCCGUGGACCGAGGACACGUGCAGAAGCGCAGCGCAGAACGGUCACCUGGAGUGCCUAAAGUACGCUCGGGAAAAUGGGUGCCCGUGGAUCGAGGACACGUGCAGAAUCGCAGCACAGUACGGAAACCUGGAGUGCCUGAAGUACGCACGGGAAAACGGGUGCCCGUGGAAUGAUGACACGUGCAACUACGCAGCAAACUGUGAACAUUUUGACUGUCUGGUCUACGCCUACGAGGGAGGGUGCCAUUGGGACAUUAUACAUUUCUUGGAUGUGUCAAGGUACAGCCACUCGAAAUGCGCUGAAUACGCCCGCGAAGUAUGGUCCCGGCAGCGCCGUCAUCUCUUCGACAAUUUAUAGAAUAUCUUUUCACCAAUUUUUUUUUACCCGACGAAAAAAUACUGUUUUUUUAUUAUGAUUUUAUGUUACGAGUUCUUAGCGAUCUUUUUAUAUUAAGCAAAUGUUUGAUAAUUAAUAUACCUAUUUUUUAAGUUUUACAAUAAAUUUUUUUUUUAAAAAUCUA
This is a messenger RNA of Acyrthosiphon pisum (pea aphid), 3360 nucleotides long. RefSeq names its product balbiani ring protein 3. Lineage: Eukaryota; Metazoa; Arthropoda; Insecta; Hemiptera; Aphididae. The coding region runs from base 1797 to 3197 and encodes 466 amino acids. The record is from RefSeq and is a predicted model, not a curated record. Gene Ontology annotation, molecular function: protein binding. The transcript is spliced from 7 exons.